Messenger RNA from Funneliformis caledonium, 678 nucleotides. NCBI's taxonomy places the organism in Eukaryota, Fungi, Glomeromycota, Glomeromycetes, Glomerales, Glomeraceae. The record is from the annotation of a GenBank genome assembly.
AUGGAAAAUUUUCAGGAAAAACAUGCAGUUAAUAGAAUAGUGGCAUUUGGAUUGUUGAACUUUUAUGAGGAGAGAACUUCCGAGUUUGAAGCAAUGCAAUCUUUGGUGUGUACAAGAGAUGAUCCUUUUUCAAGAGAAGCAAAAAUAACUCUUUAUAAAAAUGGGGUUAUUAUUUAUUUUGCGAAAACUACGUCAGAAGGAAAAGGAAAUGAGGAUACUGGUACUCGAUUAAAUGGUGAAGAAAUUGACACAAUUUCGCCUACUUUAGGUUUUAACAUUAAGACGUUGGAACACAAUGAAUUCAAAUUACAUGUAUUUGAUGUUGGUGGACAAAAAUCUAUUAGAUCAUAUUGGCGAAAUUAUUUUGAACAAACUGAUGGUGUAAUUUGGGUCGUGGAUAGUGCUGAUAGGAUGAGAUUAGAAGACACAAAAAAUGAAUUGAAGGCCUUAUUACAAGAAGAACGAUUAGCAGGUGCUUCACUAUUGGUUUUUGCAAAUAAACAAGAUCUCCCAGGAGCUUUAACCGAUGAUCAAAUACGCGAGGGACUUGAACUUGAUUCUAUAGUAACACAUCACUGGGCUAUUCAAGCCUGUAGUGCAGUAACGGGAGAAAAUUUACUUCGUGGAAUGGAUUGGAUCGUUGAUGAUAUAUCAUCUAGAAUUUUUUUAUUCGAUUAA